AUGUCAGGUGGCCAUGAAUAUACUGGAGCGAAUGGCUCGCGCGGCCUUGGAUCAAUCUCUGCAGCUCGAGGUCCCGGAUGCGCUUUGGCAGCGCCUGGCCACCAGGCUGCCUUCAUAGUGCAACCAGUGCUGGAGCGAACUAGUCCUGCAGAUGUUUGGGGCACCUGUUUAGCCGUCAUCUUCUCUCCAAAUUAUCUAUUGACCUCAUGUCCCUCUGCCCUAAAGUACGCUUGGAAUUUCCUCUUUCAUAGAAUCAACCAGCUCUUUCCAAUGAUUGAUCCAAAGUAA
Messenger RNA from Protopolystoma xenopodis, 288 nucleotides. NCBI's taxonomy places the organism in Eukaryota, Metazoa, Platyhelminthes, Monogenea, Polystomatidea, Polystomatidae. The record is from the annotation of a GenBank genome assembly.